UAUGCCUUCACAUUUCGGUGUUUAGUCCCAAAGAAGCACCUAUCUUGAGAGAUACAAAGAAAGAAAGAUGGGACUGAUUUCAAACAAGAUUCAUAGGGGCAACCUCCAGCCAGGAGAUCACAUCUACAGCUUCAGAAAAUGGAAGUCAUACUCCCACCAUGGAAUAUUUGUGGAGUCAGAUAAGGUGAUCCACUACACCAAAACCAGAAAAGAGGAACCAGCAAAUAAACUGAGACGAAGGCCUGCUUGCAAAAAAUGUGGUUUCGACCGAAAAGUUCAUCGAGGAGUAGUCAUAUCUUGCCUUGAUUGCUUUCUUUCAGGCUACGAGCUUUAUCGGUUUGAUUAUGAAGUCCCCUAUCACCAUUUCCUCUUCAAGAGGUCAGGAACUUGCAGCACCGGAAGCUGUGAUGACCCUGCUGCAGUUAUAAGCCGUGCCACGGCCUUGCUCAACAGCCAAGAUGGUUUUGGUGAUUACAACCUUCUCGAAAACAAUUGCGAAUGCUUUGCGAUUUACUGCAAAACAGGGAAGCAUAUGAGCGAGCAGGCAUGUUCUGCCAAACUUACUAUUAGAGCUGUUGCCCAAGCUAUCUUGGAUCAAAACUCUGGUAGGCUUCUUGAAGAUGUGAGAGUUCAUGACCCGGACAAUUACAUGAACCUGAAGGAGAAGAUUGACAAGUUGAUUCCGUUGCCGUUAAACGAAAUCAUUGCCAUUCUCGGAAAGCUUAAUGAAAAUGAGGAAGACGUUGAGGAAUUAGAGACAAUGGAGAAGUAGGAUGACUUGGUUUAAGAGACCUGAGUUGAGUUCGGUAAAGGGGAGGUAUACUCACCACCCACCAGUCACCACCAGAGGAAAACUACUGUGUUGUAUUCUUAAUAAACAUUAAUGUAUUAAACAUUGUUGGUAUUCUCCGA
This is a messenger RNA of Rosa chinensis, 912 nucleotides long. RefSeq names its product protein LEAD-SENSITIVE 1. The record is from RefSeq and is a predicted model, not a curated record. Bases 68 to 772 code for a protein of 234 amino acids. The transcript has 2 exons. NCBI's taxonomy places the organism in Eukaryota, Viridiplantae, Streptophyta, Magnoliopsida, Rosales, Rosaceae.